This is a messenger RNA of Mesorhabditis spiculigera, 543 nucleotides long. Lineage: Eukaryota; Metazoa; Nematoda; Chromadorea; Rhabditida; Rhabditidae. The record is from the annotation of a GenBank genome assembly.
AUGAAUGGCUACGGCUACCCAGCCUUGUCGGUGCCACACGCUGCCACAUUUUGGAUUGACGAAACUCAAUUCUAUUGGAGGCCCCUCCAGCCGAUCUGCGAAAUUCAAGAACCUUACCCAUCUGGUGUCCCAGGUCUCAGCGAAGCUUUGGCAGAAUGGUUCUCCCAUGACCCAUACGCCGACGAGGCACAAAUGAUAAAAGCAGCGCCAGAUGACUUGCAACCAACUUCUUCACCAGGUGCAGGACAGCCGCUUUCCGGCCAGUACGGAAACUGCCUUGUUUGUGGGCUUGAGGCCAACGGAAUCCACUACGGACGUAGGACCUGCGAGGGCUGCAAAAGCUUCUUCAAGCGCGCCGUGCAGACUCAGACAUGUGAUCAAUUUAAGUGCAAGGAGGCCGCGAAAUGUUCCGUGAUCAGCAGCCAGCGAUCCUAUUGCAGACGAUGCCGAUGGGACAAAUGCGUUUCUGCUGGGCUUCAAAUAGAGAGUGUACGAAGAGGGACGAUGGCAGGUCGCGCGGGUCGUCCGAGACGAAAAACGUCG